Caenorhabditis elegans is the source of this 354-nucleotide messenger RNA. RefSeq names its product QWGYGGY-amide (gene nlp-29). NCBI's taxonomy places the organism in Eukaryota, Metazoa, Nematoda, Chromadorea, Rhabditida, Rhabditidae. The record is from RefSeq and is marked reviewed. The transcript has 2 exons. Bases 23 to 244 code for a protein of 73 amino acids. Gene Ontology annotation, cellular component: extracellular region.
ACUUGAUUUUUAAAAAACAAAAAUGAUUUCAACCUCUUCAAUUCUUGUUCUUGUCGUCCUUCUCGCCUGCUUCAUGGCUGCCAGCGCACAAUGGGGAUAUGGAGGAUAUGGAAGAGGAUAUGGAGGAUAUGGUGGAUACGGACGAGGAAUGUAUGGAGGCUAUGGACGCGGAAUGUAUGGUGGAUAUGGACGUGGAAUGUACGGAGGAUACGGACGCGGAAUGUAUGGAGGAUGGGGAAAGUAAAUACAUGGAUAACCAUCUAUUAAUAAUUUGAAAAUCUCAUUUCGUUAUGUAACAAUGCGUUGUACAUAUCCUGAUUUCUCACUUUUUUCUUGAAUAAAAACUUGCAUAAU